This is a messenger RNA of Panicum hallii, 4555 nucleotides long. RefSeq lists its product as uncharacterized. The record is from RefSeq and is a predicted model, not a curated record. The coding region runs from base 2199 to 3632 and encodes 477 amino acids. The transcript is spliced from 5 exons. Lineage: Eukaryota; Viridiplantae; Streptophyta; Magnoliopsida; Poales; Poaceae.
CUUUGAUGAGCAAAGACUAACCAUAACAAAUUGGAUCUACUAAUCAUGAACAGAGCAAGAUGCUACCCUUACACCCGAAAUCGGGCACGAGGACAGCUAAACGCUUACAGAUAACAAGCAACGCAUGAACAUAGUGUAAAAGCCGAUGCAUCCCUAUAAGCGUUAAGAUAACUAGUGCUUCUCGCCAUCAACAACACUUCAGUAUGAGAAACACAAAGAAAAACAGGCAGGAAUGAUGCCGCCCCUCGGGGCUGCACGGCACUUACCCGAGAGAAACCCUAGAACAGGGGUGGCGAUGCGCCGAGAGUUGUUUGUGAAUGGUUGUUGUUCUUUUUUCAUUCGUAGUCCAAGAUACAUAUUUAUAGUCCGAAUACUUGCCUUUCUUAACCAAUCCUAACUAACUACGACAUGAAUCCUGGCUGUCUCUAUCUAAACUAAUUUAAGCGCACACACCUAUCUAGAUACAUGGCCAAUCCUGGCGCAAGGGCCGAUUCACAAGCCCACUACGAUUAUCCUUUGAGCCCAUCUUGCUCGCGGCCCACCUUCUGGCCCAGCUAAAUUAUGGCGAUAACACAUGCCCCCCUGGUUUCGGCAAUAAGUAUUCCAAAACCAUUUUUUCUUUUUUAUCGCCUCGCCUCUUUGUCUUCCAAAAUCCGUACACGCGUGUCGCUUCCAUUUCCACAGGAUGUGACUACUCUGCAUCUAACUCCUUGGAAACCGUCACGGUGCCGAUUCAUAUUCUACUCCAUCUUUAUAAACCUGCCCCCGGUAGUUUUCUUUUCACUCGUCCCCUUCCUUCAGCCAUUAGCAACCGCACCUAAUACAACCUUCCUUCUCUCGCAAUGGCUUCUUCUUCCUCUGCUUCCUCCACCAUUUCCUUCGAGUCUGAAUCCACUCGAGAAGCAACUCCAGAAUAUGACCCUAUUGCCGCCUAUGAGGCCUGGUCAGAGGAUGACGAAUCCCUGACCGAUGGUGAAGAUCUCCAACUUCUCCUCAGCGGGGAGCUGGAUGAAGACGACGAGGAUGACGUGUCCUGGGAGGGGGACUUCUUCUCCUCGGAGGAAGAAGUCGAUUCCUCCUCAACCGAGGAGGACUCGGUGGCAGGAGGCUUCUUGCUUGGCAGGUCGUCGAAGGAUGAUGACGACAAUGAUGAUGAUGAAGAAGAAGCUGAAGACAACAGUGGCUUCAACAGCGACAGCGGCGGAGACGAUGGCGGCAACGACGACGGCAUCGACGACGACAGUGAUGCUAGCAUGGCCCGUCCGAUCAAGCGCCGUAGAGUCUCCGGCACCUAUUGGUGGUAGAUCGUAGGAUUAAGCCGAUGGAUCGGCUCUAGGAGCAAUCGGCUCCCAUUUUGUAAUCAUUUCGGUUAUAAAUAAAAUCCUUUUAUUUUAAACCACGACUUGUCAAGAAGCCGAUUUCUCGGGAGCCGAUGCAACGCAUCGAUUCUUUCCCUCAAAAUGCUGAUCUGGAUCCAAGUUAAUCCCUGACCCAAUUCCAUAUUUUGCAUAAAUCUGGAACCUUCCCGAAAUAGAUCUUCAAAGAUUCCCUGAAUCCAAGUUACUCUCCAAAACCUUUGCUCAUAAACCUUAAUCGUAAAGACCCGGACCAAAGCCUUAGAGCACAAACUCGAAACUUGCGUAGCAAACCCUAGAUCCAGUUUCUAGGCUUUCGAUCUUCGUUGGGGUUUCAGAUGGCGGAAUCUUCGAAUGCCGAUGCGGGCGUCCUUGGUCUGAAGGUAAAACUCCGACCUUUGCUAAUUUAAUGCAGUAAUUAUUAGAUCCCUUGAAUCAUUAAAUGAUCUUUUCCAGUUAUUUGGCUCUUAUUGAUUCUUCAGGUUUCAGAUAUUCUUUUGCCGCAUCCUUCUUCCCCCAAUUUUUUUUUGUCUCGGGCCUCGUUCUUACGAGAAUCCCGUAGAUCUAAUUUCUUAUGAGGCUAAUAGGAUCCCAUUUGUGAGUCAAAAUAUAGACUUAGAUUCCUGGGCCGAUAGCCUGCGUGCCUGGACAAAUCCUCCCGAGGGUUGGGUGACCUGGUACAACAGAGUAUCAAAAACCUACCAGCCCACAUGGGAAACCAUAGGGAUAGCCGAUGCUUUGUCUUUGUCUUUGUCCCCUCUUGAGAAGAACGAGAACCUCCUAAAAACCAUCGGCUACUUUUGGUCCGAUGCCUUGAACUGCUUCUUAUUUGGCCAUGAGCCGAUGACUCCAACCCUCCUGGAUGUAGUGAUGAUCACUGGUUUGGAUAGCUCAUCACCCUGCCCCUCUGCCUUCAGACUGUCCGAGGUCCCCUUCAAAUUGUCCUCCAAAAUAGAGUGCACAAACUGGGGUGCAUAUCUGAACCAGCACAUCAAAACCAAAGGCCCUGUGACAAAGAAGGAACAUACGGCCUUUCUGAAUCUUUGGUUGGAACACUUCUUAUUUUGCGGUCCUUCCCUUGCCCCAACCAAGAACUAUCUCCCCCUAGCAUAUGAACUGGUCAAAGGUAGUACUGUUGGCCUUGGUAAGUUGUUCCUUGGGAAAGUCUAUAGAUAUCUCCACUUGAUGUCUUUGAGCCUGCUUACCCAAAAGAAACUCAGGACCGGUGGUCCCAGGUGGUUCAUCCAGUUAUGGGCUCAUUUAUAUUUUCAGGACUUCAUACCAAACUUCCCUGUUUUGGCCAAUAACUCCUUUCCAGAUCAGGGUGGGAGGCGAAUCAGGUGUACCAGCUUCGGCCAGGCUCUGUACAGUCUACCUGGCAGCAAGUUGAAUCCCUCAAGUGCUUCAAACUGGUUUAGGAUAUUCUAUAGGGGUCUGGACAACCCUAUCUUCCUUCCCUACACUGAUUCUGAAAUUUUCGAGAACCCAAUCACCUUUAGAUUGGCUAAUUUUACCGAUGAUGAUAGCACUAGGCAUUUAUACUCUAUCAUGAUUCACCCUUGCUUCCUUCCAGUCGGCAUGAGCAAUUCCAACCGAAUCAUUAAGCCUGGUUAUGAGUUCUACCAGCUGGUCAUUGCAGCCUGGCAGUUUGGUCUCGGGCAAGUUCCUCCCCACUUCUUCCUUCAUCAUUUGACAACAAUCAGAGCUGAUCUGUCCGAUAUCCUCACCAGCCAAAGAUGCUACGGCCUAUUCUCUGAUCUUCUCCUUCCAAUCCCCGUCGACUUAACAUUCACCUCUUCGGCUAUUGGCUUCGAAAGCUGGUGGUCGAUGUGGAAGACUCACGUCUUCCGGAAAGCCUUGGGGCCAAUGCUGCAGCAGAUCCAUGCUGAGUAUGAAGCCUCUGAGGAAGAGCAGGAGGAUGGUCCGGAGCCCAAGAAUGAUGAUGGCUCCACCUUCAGGUUCUUACCAGUUGCCCCCGUGGUCCUUUUCAGCAAGAAUGCACCUCCCCCGUCAAAGACUAAGGCGAGGAAGAAGACUGUCAGGAAGAUUCGGAAGGAAGCUGGACCAUCUUCCACUGGUCAAGAAGCUCCGAUCGUCAACCAGGCUGAUACUGUAGAUAUUUCCAGCGGGGAAGAGCUAGUGCACCAAGAAGACCCAACUCCAGAGGCUUUGGAGGAUCCUUUGACGACGGUCAACGCCUUAGUCAACCUUCAGGAUCCAAUCCUGAAGACUCCAGAGAACCUCGCAACGCCAGCCGAUACUUUGGUCGGCCUUUAGGAUCUGCAGGAGCCGAUCGUCACCUCAUCGGUUGUCGGUCCUUCUUUGCAGGAGCCGAACGUCACCUCGUCAGCUUCCAGCCCUCCUCCAGAAAGGGCGCGUCUGCAGGAGCCGAUCGCCACUUCAUCGGCUAUCACUCCUCCUCCAAAAUGGGUGCACUUGCAGGAGUCGGUCGUCACUUCAUCAGCUAUCACUCCUCCUCCAGAACAGGGUCUGAACCUCUCGGAGUUGCUCUCAUUCAACCCUGCAUCCGUCGGCUCGGCCAUACUAAAAGUGGAUGAUCAUCAGCCAGAUUCGACCAGUGUCGCCAGCCAACUCCUCCGUGUAAAGGGCCUUCUGUCAGCUCCAAUUGAUGCCCUGGUCCGGGACUCUGACGCAGUGAGGCAAAUUCUCGAGGAGAUCAAGUCUCAACUCCCGAAAGUCCUUCAGAUCAAGCUCUGGCCAACCGGACACCUCCCUUUCUUUCCGGCAAAGGUAGAACAAGCUCGGCAAAGAAUUGAAGCCUGUCGCUCUCAAGCCCCCUUGAAAGCCAACAUUGCUAAGCGGUGCCGACUGCUUAAUGAGAAGAAGGCGGUUCUGGACACCAAAACUAACACAUCUGCACACUCUCAAAGGCUUCAACUUCUGGAGAAGGAGUUAGAAGACCUCAAGGCUAAGGUCCGGGCAACCGAGCAGCGCAUCCAGAAAGAGAAGAACCUCAUUGCCAGCUCCAAACAAGAAGCAGAAGACCUGACUGCCCAACUGAAGACAGAACUCGCAGAGCUGAGCGCUUUGAGUCGGCAGGUAGUGUCAGGUGAGGACAGGAACGAUGAAGCAGUGAUUGCUGAAGUUGAUUGCGUCCGCCUUGAGGCUAUCGCAACCAUUGAUGAGUUCCUUCAGUAGACUAACUUGUAAUCACCUCUUGUAAGAUAAACCUGCAUGUA